This is a messenger RNA of Aspergillus versicolor CBS 583.65, 3822 nucleotides long. It is a transcript of the gene sskB, whose product is annotated as putative MAP kinase kinase kinase SskB. Gene Ontology annotation, biological process: protein phosphorylation; stress-activated MAPK cascade. Lineage: Eukaryota; Fungi; Ascomycota; Eurotiomycetes; Eurotiales; Aspergillaceae. Gene Ontology annotation, cellular component: cytoplasm. The record is from RefSeq and is a predicted model, not a curated record. The coding region runs from base 1 to 3822 and encodes 1273 amino acids. The transcript is spliced from 2 exons. Gene Ontology annotation, molecular function: MAP kinase kinase kinase activity; ATP binding.
AUGUCCUCACCCGCCAUGGAAGGAACACCAAGCGAGUUCCGAUUACAACGCCCAUCUCACCCAGCUCGAACCCCCUCCAACACAUACGCGCCGCAGCGACGGCCGCCUCCCUUCAUCAGCUUCCAAGACGACCGGCAGCGAUCAUCCUCCUCAAAACGGACACCUAGACGCGACCCUAACGCGCAGUACCGAGCACAGGAAAAGGCAUAUGUCCAGCGCAUACGCGAGGAUCCGCAGGCAUGGUACAGCCGGUUUGAAGAUAACGGGUUGAACAUGACUGGGGCCGAAUCUGAUGUCGAGGACCCGUCGCCUUCUUCGGAGGCACCUUUUGAAGAUGAUGCCUACGACCCCGAUAUUCAGCUUUUCAUCGCCGAUGACAACCAGCCUACGCUUGAAGAGCUCAAGAACCCGAAGAACCAGGAGCGGCUCGAGUGGCAUUCUAUGUUGGCUUCUGUCUUGAAGGGUGAUGUUGUCAAGCAGGAGAAGCAGCGGUUGCUUGGGUCUACGGAGUCAAACAGGUCAGCAGCUCAAAACCACGCGAUAUGGCUUGGUGUGAGGGCCAGGUCGUGUGGGCGGAGUGUCGCCCUGCAGCGGAAGCUUAUCGAGGAAGCAAGAGCUGCACUUGCUCCAAUCAUCGAAGACAUCGUCAAGUUCGAGAUCAAGGGUGAAACGGAGAUUGGGAAAACACCAAUCAAGCAGGUUGAGGAUAUCGUCGAACAGAUUGGGAAAUGCGAGUCGCUCUACUCUACCCAUAAAGCGUUGGAAACAGAAAACCCUCGUGUUUCUUCAGAAGAAUACUGCUCUAGUCGCGAUGCCGUGUACGCCUGGCAUAACACUACCAUCUUGAUCAACACAGAACUUGCUAUUUUGCGAAAAUGGGUCGGCAAUCAGGAGCUUGACUUCAGUAAAGUUGGACACCGACCAACUAACAGUGACCUCAGCGACGAAUCAUCAUUUCUCGAUCGCAUCAUGAAAGAAGAUGGUCUCAAGACACUUCAGGGGGAGCACAACAUGCUGGAUGGCAUUGGCGCAGUGAUUCAGAAAGCAAAAAAUACUCUGAUAGAAAACGCGAGCUCUUUUGCAAAACGACAUCUACCGCCAUAUAUCGAAGAACUCCUCAUCUUAAUUAACUUCCCUUCCCGUCUGAUCCAGGAAAUUAUACGCGUUCGGCUCUCCUACGCUAAGAAUAUGAAGGAUCCAGCGCAGCAGUCUCCUAUCCUGGUCGACCAGAUGAUUACCCAAUUCCAAAUUUUGAUGAGAGCUGCCGUUGAUAUCAAGCGACGGUAUCUUGAUAUUGCAAGACCGGAACCAGGCUGGGAUCUCCCUCCAUGCAUUGACGAAAGUUUUGAUGCGGUUGUGUUAGAUGCUUUGAGAUACUACUUCCGGCUACUGAACUGGAAAUUACAAGCGAAUAAGAACACAUUCAAAGAGGCGGAAAUCCUGGAACAGGAAUGGGACUUCUGUAAUGAGAUUGGUCGUCAGCUUGAGAGUGGGGAUAUCGAAGUUGCUGAACAGUUCAGUGUGUUGACUGCUAGAGCUAUUCAUCGUUUGCUGGUUCACUUUGAGCGCGAGCUGCAUGUUCGCGAGGACGAGGAUCCUGCAGAACUGGAUAAACGGUUUAAAGGAGUCUUGGAUUCAACCAGAAUUCGGCAACGAAAGCUUUACCGAUUUUCCCGGUUCCUGCGUCAACUUUUCGAAAAUGCGUCCGAGUAUAAUCUCCCGGCCGAGAUUUCGUGGGAAUUUUUCGAGGCCCUGUUUGUAUCCGAUCACUUCUUGAUCAAGUCCAAUGGAUCCGUGGGCCAGAAAGGUGUUUAUCUUUUUGCGCAUGGAGCCUUGUGGAAUCGCCCAGGUGAAAUAUCUGCUAUCUUGGGAACCUCAUUCCGCGAGGAGGAUGUCGGGAAAGAACCUACGCAUGUGCCAUAUGUCUUAGCUGUCCGUCCUGAAAAACCAUUGUCUUGGGCGGGUAAGGAGAUGCAAGUCGAGAUUGUCGAGCAACCGACCGACUUGCGACUCGGAAAGCUUCGUCUUGUCGUCGAGGGUUCACAGCAGCGUCUGUCCAACGCGAGACUUGAAUUGGCCCAAUUAACUGGCAUCCAACUUGAUAUGGCCAUUGAACAGCGUGCAAACCUUGGUCGUGUGAACGCAGAGCUCAAUAGGAUCAAGAAAAUAUCGUUCAAGCUGUCCAUGACCAUUAUGGACAGUGUUGCCAUUCUCAGGAAGCAACUCAGGGAGAAGGGUGUGGACAAUCAUGAACUCAUUCAAGCUUGCUAUGCCUUUGCUACCGAGUUCGGCAAGCGUUCAUCCAACGUUGACCCCAAUCGGCGCGCGAUGAACAGUGCGAGGCUCGCUGAUUUGUCUCUUGACUGGGUUUCGUUCGUCUGUGAUGAUUGUGAUGCUGCUGAUCGAAAGACAUUCAAAUGGGCUGUGGCUGCCCUUGAGUUCGCGAUGGCUAUAACUUCCAGCAGACACCUUCUCUCGAUGGACGAUGCAAAUUUCUCACGUUUGCGGCAGAAAGUGGCAGGGUGUAUGUCGCUUCUCAUAUCGCACUUUGAUAUCAUGGGUGCACGGUCCUCGCGCGCAGCCAAGGCCGAGAAACAGCGUUCAGAUGAGCGCGCAAGUUCUCGGAAACUUGGCCCUGGCCGAAUUUUGACCGACGCGGAAGCAAUGAGACUUGUCCGGGAACAGCGUCUCUCGUCCCUGACUAGCAUUGAAGGGAAUAGAGUCGAAGCCGAUGCUAAGCGGCAGGCUCUGGGACGAGUCCUCGAAGGAUCAAACGAGGCGGAUAGGUCUCUUGCGGUCUUGUCUUCGUCUGCGACCAAUGUCACACUACGCUGGCAACAGGGUCAAUUCAUUGGAGGUGGAACGUUUGGCUCUGUCUACGCUGCGAUUAACCUGGACAGUAACUAUCUUAUGGCAGUCAAAGAGAUCCGUCUGCAAGAUCCCCAGCUUAUCCCUAAGAUCUCGCAGCAGAUCCGUGACGAGAUGGGCGUCCUGGAGGUGCUGGAUCAUCCGAACAUUGUCUCAUAUCAUGGAAUUGAGGUUCAUCGCGACAAGGUGUACAUCUUCAUGGAAUACUGUUCCGGCGGAUCGCUCGCCAGUCUGUUGGAGCAUGGCCGUGUCGAAGACGAAACAGUCAUCAUGGUAUAUGCGCUCCAACUUCUGGAAGGAUUAGCAUAUCUCCACCAGUCUGGAAUCGUGCACCGAGACAUCAAACCAGAGAACAUUCUGCUCGACCACAACGGCAUCAUCAAGUAUGUCGAUUUCGGAGCUGCCAAGAUCAUUGCCCGCCAUGGCAAAACUCUCUUGCCCAUGGAUGGUUUCGGGAACCCUGGGCCUAGGGAUGGUAUUGCUCCCAAGGAUACCCAGAUAGCGCCAAACCGUGGCAAGCAACAGAAGACCAUGACCGGAACCCCGAUGUAUAUGUCUCCUGAAGUUAUUCGUGGCGACACCCAAAAGCUAGUCAACCGUCAAGGGGCCGUGGACAUCUGGUCUUUGGGUUGUGUCAUUUUGGAGAUGGCCACCGGUCGUCGCCCUUGGUCCACUCUAGACAAUGAAUGGGCUAUCAUGUACAACAUUGCCCAAGGAAACCAGCCCUCACUGCCGCCUCGUGAUCAGCUCAGUGACCUCGGCAUCGACUUCCUCCGCCGGUGCUUCGAGUGCGAUCCGCUGAAAAGACCCACGGCGGCGGAACUACUUCAGCACGAAUGGAUCGUCUCUAUCCGUCAACAGGUUGUGAUUGAGCCAGCUACCCCGACUAGCGAGCAUAGCAGCAGUUUCAGCAGUUCGAAUUCGGGCAGCCGUCAUGGCUCGACAUACAUGUAG